This is a messenger RNA of Alligator sinensis (Chinese alligator), 3213 nucleotides long. RefSeq names its product pyruvate dehydrogenase complex component X (gene PDHX). Gene Ontology annotation, molecular function: acyltransferase activity. NCBI's taxonomy places the organism in Eukaryota, Metazoa, Chordata, Crocodylia, Alligatoridae. Gene Ontology annotation, cellular component: pyruvate dehydrogenase complex; mitochondrion. Bases 884 to 2332 code for a protein of 482 amino acids. Gene Ontology annotation, biological process: pyruvate decarboxylation to acetyl-CoA. The transcript has 12 exons. The record is from RefSeq and is a predicted model, not a curated record.
GCCGCCGGGGACGGGGACGGGGACUGGGAGCGGGCCUGUGGGCAGCCGGCUUGGGGCGGGGGCAGCCCCCGAUCCCUUACUAGCAGCCUAGAGCUCCCUCGUUAGAGCCUGCAGCCUCCUCGGUUAGCCGGGGUCCCGCAUGUAUAGGUUCAGAAAAGAGGACACGGCGGGGAGGAUAUGCCCGUGCCGCACCCCCGGCCCUGCUGCAGCCUCUCACUCCCGACCCGCAUCCCCCUGCCCCCCCUCCCCGCCCCUCACUCUCAGCCCGCAGCCCCCUCGUACUGCCUGGUCCCUGCACUCCUGACCCACAGUCCCCUUCCCCCCCUCCCCUGGUGCUCCUCCCUCCUGACCUGCAGCCCCCUGCCCCCCCAGCCCUCCUGGUGCCCCUGCAGCCAGCCUCUUGCCUGCAGGAACCCACAGCCCCAUGCCUGCCCAGCUCUGCUGGUACCCCUUGCUCCCGACCUGCAGCUGCUUGCCUACCAUUCCCUACCUUGCUGGUGCCCCUCACUCCCCACCCACAGCCCCGUGGGCACUGUCUGGUGUGCUCUGUUCAGUGUCCCCCUCUUAGCACUCUUGCCUUGAACCUUUGUCUUCCAUUCUUGUCCCUGUUUUCAUUAUUAUUUGUCCAAAGAAAUCUGUAACGCAUCACUAGUGGCCCUCCAGUACUAAAAGGGCUUAUAGCUUCCAUGGCAGGCCUGGCCCAUAACUUCCCCAUAUGCGUUAAAACAGUCCUUUAAGCCCUGUAGAUGCUUCAAGGCUAGACAGGUGAACAGUGACUGGUGAGAGUGCCUAGUCUCGGGCACCUGGGAUAUAAGAAGCAUGGGUCACAGGGCUUACAGAUGAGCUGGGCCACCUUCAUGGUACUUCUGCUGUUAAAAUUUUCAUGCCUGCACUGUCUCCUACAAUGGAAGAAGGAAACAUUGUAAAAUGGCUGAAAAAGGAAGGGGAAGCUGUGAAUGCUGGAGAUGCAUUGUGUGAAAUUGAAACGGACAAAGCAGUGGUUACUAUGGAGUCAAAUGAUGAUGGUGUAUUGGCCAAAAUAAUGAUGGAAGAAGGAAGUAAAAAUGUGCGCCUGGGAACACUAAUUGCUUUGCUAGUAGAAGAAGGACAGGACUGGAAACAGUUUGAAAUACCAGCAGACAUUGGUAGUGAUAUACCUUCUCAGGCUCCACAAGCACCUGCACCUCCUCCCACUUCAGGAGACCCUGUGAUUCCAGCCACUAGCAAAAUGGAACCUCCGCCUGGAAAAUUGCAGAUUCGUUUAAGUCCUGCUGCCCGUAACAUUCUGGAGACACAUGGACUUGACCCAAGCAAUGAAACUUCAUCUGGACCUCGAGGAAUCUUCACUAAAGAGGAUGCCCUCAGACUUCUGCAACAGCAACAGAAGAGCAAAACUACUGAAUUGAAACCUUUGGUUUCUCCUGCCCCUCCCCAGCCUUCUGCAGUGCCUUUAGCCCCACAAGCAACAACUGUGUCUUCUGCUUAUCCAAGGCCUGCAAUUCCACCAAUAUCUACAGUAGGACAACCUGGUGUACCGGGUACCUUCACAGAAGUCCCUGCAAGCAACAUCCGAAGAGUUAUUGCCAAAAGAUUAACAGAAUCUAAAACUACUGUACCUCAUGCAUAUGCUACUGCAGACUGUGAACUUGAUGCUAUCUUGAAAUUAAGGAAAGAAUUGGCCGAAGGGUUUGCACCUCACUCCCCACCACUGAUUGGACUUCUUGAAAUGGGAAGGCCUAGAUACCGUCUGAGUUCUGAGCAGUCUGAUCUUUUUUGGAGCUCAGAUGACAUUAAAGUAUCAGUAAAUGACUUUAUUAUUAAGGCCACAGCAGUUACCCUCAAACAAAUGCCAGAUGUGAACGUGACCUGGGAUGGGGAGGGCCCUAGGCAGCUGCAAUCCAUCGACAUUUCUAUUGCUGUGGCAACAGACCGAGGUCUUAUUACACCAAUCAUAAGAGAUGCUGCUGCCAAGGGAGUACAGGAAAUUGCUGCUUCUGCAAAGGCUUUAGCAAAGAAAGCAAGAGAUGGAAAAUUGUUACCUGAAGAAUACCAGGGAGGAUCUUUUAGCAUUUCCAAUCUGGGCAUGUUUGGCAUCAGCGGUUUCAUUGCUGUCAUAAACCCUCCUCAGGCCUGCAUUUUAGCUGUGGGACGAGCACGGCCUGAACUCAAGAUUGUUGAGGAUGAAGAAGGGAAUGAGAAGCUUCAGCAGCAUCAGCUCAUGACAAUGACACUGUCGAGUGAUGGUCGGGUAGUAGAUGAUGAACUGGCUUCAAAGUUCCUGGAGGCCUUGAAAGCAAACAUGGAGAAUCCAAUGCGACUUGCCUUGUGUUAAAAUGAAUAAUAAAUCAGUUUCUGCCUUGCCAAAAUAUGGAGCAAAGUUACAAAAAAAAAAAAAAAUUACAGUCCAUUAGGAAAUAAAUAGUUAAUGUGAGAUGGACAAAUAAAAUUUUAAUUUAUUUGAAUUAACUUGAAAGACUCUUCAGAACCCUCUUUUUGACCAUUUCCAGCUCUCAAGUUUUAUACAAAAGCUGAAAUACUUUAAAGAAAUAUAGAAAUAAUGUUAACAUAUUAAAGUUCUUUAAAUGUUUAAUAUCAACCGCACAAGAUAUUUAACUGUACAGGUUACUGUUUAGUCAAAGAAAAUAGUUUGGGACUGUUAUAGGGAGGUUAGUGUGAGAAUAUUGUGUAAAAUGUAAAGGGGAAUGUGACAGUGCUUGUUUAAGGAUUUGCUGUCCUUUCACAGUGAGAAAAUAAAAAGCAUCACUGUGUGAAAUGUCCCUGUAAAUUCUAAUCAGCAUUAAGUUGGUCAAACUAUCCAUUUCAGCAGUAUGUCUUAGCUUCUUUAUAUGCAAAGAAAUCUAUAGCUAAAAGCUGCUGUCAGAGUUGGAUUGUGUCAACUUCAAGUUCUCAGAUUUUGUUGAAAAUCUUAACAAAAUUCUGAGACAAAAUAAGUUGCUUUGGUCUGUUAACAUGGUGGAAUAGAAGUUACUUUUGGUUUGGUUUACAUUACAGAAUUUACUGUACUCUUCUUCCAUCGUACUCUGAGCUUUCCCUGAUCGGGCAGGAAAGAAAUGCUGCUGGGUAAAGACCAAAUCACAUGAAGAAUGUAAAUAUUGAUAUUCAAAAUAAAAUAAUAAAUAGCCUACCUGACGCCACAGCUAGAUUUGAAAAUAUGCAUACUUGUAUAUUAAAUAAAAACAUGUUUGAAUUGUG